Messenger RNA from Drosophila navojoa, 1176 nucleotides. It is a transcript of the gene tgy, whose product is annotated as twiggy. The record is from RefSeq and is a predicted model, not a curated record. Gene Ontology annotation, molecular function: N-acetylgalactosaminide beta-1,3-galactosyltransferase activity. Gene Ontology annotation, cellular component: membrane. NCBI's taxonomy places the organism in Eukaryota, Metazoa, Arthropoda, Insecta, Diptera, Drosophilidae.
AGCCAGUGCCAAAAUGUCCGAGCACAAGAUCACACUGGAGCAGCUGCAGCACGAGCAGCUGGAGCAAGUCGUCCGGUCGCCGGCCAGGAAACGGGAGGAGCUGCAAGUGCUGCUGAUCGGCGCUCGGCCCACGCUCUAUCGGCUGUCGCCACGUCGCCUGUGCGUCUUCGCGUCGAUCUGCAGCGUCGCACUGAUCGCGCUCUACGCCUACUGGGAUGUGAUGAUGCUGACGGCGCUGAGUGCUCGGCGGGAUGUGGGCGCACGCGACUUGCGGAGCCCGCUGGCCGCGCAGCUGGAGCGGGAGGUGCGCGUGCUCUGCUGGGUGAUGACCACGCCCAAGUACCACAAGACGCGGGCGGUGCACAUACUGCGCACGUGGGGCAAGCGGUGCAACAAGAUCUAUUUCAUCACCUCGGCACCGGACGACGAGCUCGACACGAUUGUCCUGAACAAGACGGACUCGUACGACGUGCUCUGGGGCAAGACGAAGGAGGCAUUCACCUACUUCUACGAAAACAAGCUGCACGAGGCCGAUUGGUUCAUGAAGGCCGACGAUGAUACUUAUGUAUUCGUGGAGAAUAUGCGCCACAUGCUGUAUCCCUACUCUCCAGAUAUGCCCAUUUACUUUGGCUACAACUUCAAGCUGUUCUACAGUCCAUUUGGAAACGCAUCGUACAUGUCGGGGGGCAGCGGGUACGUGCUUAGCCGGGAGGCGCUGCGCAUCUUUGUGCACGGCCUGAACGAUAGCAGCAAGUGCCGGCAGGAGGACAAUCAUGCCGAGGACGUGGAGAUGGGCGUAUGCCUCUAUAAUCUGGGCGUGCUCGCCGGCGAUUCGCGCGACUCAACGCUGCGCAAUAGAUUCUUUCCCAUGGCCCCGUACACCUUACUCAUGUCCAAAUACAAUGGCUUGGACUUCUGGCUCUUCCGGUACGCCUACUACAAUCCCCGAGCGUGCCGGAACUGCCUCUCGGACUAUCCGGUGGCCUUUCACUAUGUGUCGCCCGAGGAUCUCUAUGUGUACGACUAUUUCUGCUAUGAACUGGAACUCUAUGAGCGCCCACAGGUACAAGAGCGGCUGCCGGAAAAGAUUUUACCCGGGCAGCUCUAUAUACCGCCAUCGGACAAUAGGUAUUAUGAGCCAUAAAUGCAAAGGGACUCUCAGCAUUUUAAAGCUUU